CCAGGCCCUGUGCGAGGAUUUGCUUUUCGGGGUGCUCGACCAGUGCCCAUCCCUGCCAUCAGGGGACCGUGAGGGGUUUGGUCUCGUUUUGAAGCCAUGCCCCUAUCUAACAAUGCAGUUGCCUGACCAAAGAGACUGCCAAAAGCUCGUAGCAAGGCUGAACGCAGCUGUCCCGACGGCUGCCUGUCUCCGUCCACCGCUGGGCCCCAGUAAACCUCUGUGGUCUCCUUCUCUUCGCAGACGUGCCGCCGAUGCUGCCAGUGGACCUCAAAGGGGAGCCAGGACCGCCAGGGAAGCCAGGCCCACGCGGGCCCCCCGGCCCCCCCGGCUACCCAGGAAAGCCAGGCAUGGGGAAACCAGGAAUGCACGGCCAGCCCGGGCCCGCCGGGCCCCCCGGCUUCUCGGGGAUUGGGAAACCAGGCAUCCCAGGACUCCCAGGAAAAGCGGGUAUGAAAGGGAUGCCCGGAGCCAAAGGCGAACCCGGCAUGAGAGGAGAGCAAGGGCCCAGAGGACUGCCAGGCCCCCCAGGACUGCCGGGGCCAGCAGGCAUCUCGGUCAAUGGGAAACCAGGCCCUCAGGGUGGUCCGGGCCUGCCAGGGUUUCGGGGAGAGCUCUCCGCCCGGAUCGCGCCAGCCUUCACCGCCAUCCUCACCUCCCCCUUCCCAGCGUCGGGCAUGCCGGUGAAGUUUGACCGGACUUUGUAUAACGGGCACAACGGCUACAACCCCGUCACUGGGAUAUUCACCUGUCCCAUAUCCGGCAUCUAUUACUUUGCCUACCACGUGCAUGUCAAAGGGACUAAUGUUUGGGUGGCACUUUAUAAGAACAACGUGCCUGCCACCUACACUUACGACGAGUACAAAAAAGGCUACCUGGACCAAGCCUCAGGCAGUGCCGUGCUCGAACUCAAGGAGAACGACCAAGUCUGGGUACAAAUGCCCUCGGACCAAGCCAACGGGCUGUACUCCACAGAAUACAUCCACUCCUCCUUCUCUGGAUUCCUGCUUUGCCCCACAUAACGGCUGUUGGGCGCAUUUCCUUUUUACCCACUCUAGCCAUAAACUGUCUUUUUUGAUAAAAAAAUUAAAAUAAAAUUAAUACAAAAAGAAAAAUCACUGGGAAGAAGGCGCAAGCCGUUGUCACGGGACCUUGCUUCAUGCUGUUUGAUCCAUGAGUCAAGAGGGUAAUCGGAAAGGAGACAUUUUUCUUUCUUUCUUUCUUUUUUGGGGGAGGGGAGAAGGGAGGGAGGGGAGCGACUUUCUCAGCAAAGUGUAUUUGAAGUAAAUUUUACCCUAGUGACUGCACAUCAAACACAGGAACGUGCUUGCGAUGGCAAGGAUCUGGCUACGCAGUAAAUUGCUCUGUGAUCCAGAGAAGGUAGUCUGGAAGAACAGGCCUUUCUGGUCUGCAGUCAAGUGCCCUUGUUUCCCAUUCAGAGUAAGAGUUAAAACACAUUUCAGCUGUUAUAAUGGAUGGUCUAUUUGCUACCAAACACAGGGGUCCUAGGCACUUAACACAAAUAUAUACAGCAGCAGAGAUCCAUGAUGGGUUGAGAAAUUUCCUUCCCAAACCAUCAUAUGCCCGAGUUUCAGUCGCAUUGAUACCUAUUUUUUUAGACUGUACUUUGAGGCGGUCUCUCUGAUUCAUUCCAGAUUCAGUGCGGUUGGAUUUAUAAUCACAAGUGGAACACUUUGCAUAAGCACCUUUUUAUAAUAAGUAAAUACUAUGUUUAACGCUCCCCCCAACACCUUUAGGAAUAAAAACAUCCAGGCUCUGGUAUCUGGGAGGAUGACAGAUGACCUCUUCCAACAUCCUUCAGGGAAACUGGGACCCCUGUGAUGAACUAUGAUCCUCUAUCUUGUGUUAAUUCAUCUCCCGGCAAGUUCAAGGGCUAGUGCUACUCUGUAUAUUUCUUUGCAGCCCAAAGACUUGCUUGGCCUUGUGAACGUGUUAUUCUCUGCCAACACAAGGACGGCGCUGCCAGCCUGCCUUAUGGUGCUUCUAGCCUGGUUUAAUGGAAGGUUUAGUUAUGCUUUCUUGAAAGUGCCACUUACGGACAACUUGCUUUUAAUGUCUCACUAUGUCAGGACGUGUAAACUGUUGCAUUGGCAUUUCCCCCUUCUCUGGGGACCUUUUAAUUAAGCGAAAAUAGCGUUCAUUCUAACUUUCCAUUCAGCCAUUUUACAACGGUGCUAUUGUCUACUUAACAAUGUUAUUUACAAGUAUAGUGCAAUAUGUAUCUGUAAAAGUGCACCGUUCCAGGUGCCCAUCUGUGACUUAGGUUAAACAAAAAAUUCACAUUUGUCUGUUACCACUCUGUCUCACUAAUGCUUGAGAUGUCAUCAAUCUGAGUGUGAGCUGCAAGAUUCUGGGAAAGGUAUGCACAGAUACCGACCACUUGGCUGCUCUGUCCUUUGCUAAAAGGAGCAACUGAACCCUGUUGCUUUGCAGAUUUUCUCAUGGUAAAACAGUAACUGACCCUUGCACUUACAGUUAAGUGAUUCUUCUCAUCCCAGGCAAGUAGAGCGCUGCUGAAGUUAAUCCACAUGCAUUAUACUGAACGUCCCUCUACAAAGAGGUAUCCCUGAGAAAACAGCAACAAUUUGGUCACCAGCUGAGCAACUUUUACCCUUAAAUCUCCGUAAUGCCUAUAAUAUGGCCAAAGAAAAGAAACACAGCAAGAAUGGGACUUGGGAUUAUUCUCCAGAUUGACUGCAGAAGAUAUUUAAACACGUUUUCCUUUUUUUUUUUUUUUUUUUUUCUCUCCCCCCCUUUAAGCCUAUCUUGUGUUUGUGCCUCUUGCCAUCCAGGGCUUCCUUUUAAACACACACCUCUCUCUGAAAUUAAGAAACACAAAAAGGAAAUUAGAAAUGGAAAGGCCAGCACUUUAGUCACUGCCCUUUGGGGGCUGGUAUCCCGCAGCCUGGGCUGAUUUUUUUUGAUAUAAAAUUGGAAGCUGUGACGCGAUGGAACUUCCACACGUGGAAACACCGGCCCAGGCUUUCCCGCGUUUCAUUCCUGAAGGCAGGGGGGUCUCAGAGCCAUUCACAUUUUAACUGUAAUCGGUUAUUCCCCAGCAGGAAAAGGAGCCGUACAAAAAAAAAAAAAAAA
This is a messenger RNA of Struthio camelus australis, 3111 nucleotides long. NCBI's taxonomy places the organism in Eukaryota, Metazoa, Chordata, Aves, Struthioniformes, Struthionidae. The record is from RefSeq and is a predicted model, not a curated record.